UUGCUGUUGUGAUGCGAGUUAGAAAUUUUGCGCGGCUGACAUGUAGGAGUGUCCAGCCACUGUACUUCUAUGGCAACCCGCAAUGGAGAGUGUUUCUGCCAAAGCACAAAAUCACACUUUUGAAUCCAGCCCGACUGGACAUGCCCAAACUGCCGCAUAAUUAUGUCCUGUUUGAAGUAGAAAUGAGCAUGACUGAACAUGAAUUGAUGGACUACUUGAAGAAUUUAUACGAGGUGCCAGUAGCCAAUAUCUGGAUGACAGUUUCACCCCCUAUUAUGGGACAAGAUCACCGAGGAAAAGUAUACGUCAGCAAGCCAGAGUGCAGGAUAGCCAGGGUUCUGUUACAGCAAGGAUACUUCUUCGAUUUUCCGAAGCUGUUUGAAAAAGUCGAAGUUGAUUCGGACCUCAAAGCACCCACUGAAGUAAAAUCAAAACAGGCCAAAUACAGAGAUGAAGUGAGUGAGAAACUGAUGGGAACUGUGAAAGAAUAUUCGGGAUUGACUGAAGCAGAAAAACGGAAGAAAAUGAAGGAAGAAAAGAAGUUUUGGCAAAGACUACCGGGAAAAACUGUGCCUAAAUGGUUCUGAGUACAACGGAUGUAUUAUUUUUCUGGUAUAAAUAAAAAUGUUUAUUUUCUUUAGCA
Symsagittifera roscoffensis is the source of this 643-nucleotide messenger RNA. Its product is annotated as large ribosomal subunit protein uL23m-like. The transcript is spliced from 3 exons. Bases 12 to 587 code for a protein of 191 amino acids. Gene Ontology annotation, molecular function: structural constituent of ribosome. The record is from RefSeq and is a predicted model, not a curated record. Gene Ontology annotation, biological process: mitochondrial translation. Gene Ontology annotation, cellular component: ribosome; mitochondrial large ribosomal subunit. NCBI's taxonomy places the organism in Eukaryota, Metazoa, Xenacoelomorpha, Acoela, Convolutidae.